CGUAAAGUCCGUCCUCCGCACUCCCCAGAUUGCGACGCAGCGCAUCCAUUGCGCUUUCAACAGUCACAAUGGCCAUCGACGCGAUGGAGAUCGACUCACAAGUUGCCUCCCCGGCAGCGAAUCGCUCGCCGGAGAAGGAGCGCAAACGCAAGCACAAGGACACUUCAUCCCCCUCGAAGAAGAAGCGCAAGCACACGGUCACCGACGAAGAAGCGACCCCGAUGCCCAUACGCGAGAAGAAAAGCAGCAGCAGCAGCAGCAGCAGCAAGAAGUCAACAACCAAGAGUCAAAAGAAGUCCACGAUCACUACGCCUGCCGAAGGUUCCCCCUACACCCUCACCACCGCAACCCUCUACCUCCCGCUAUCGCCCAUCUCCAUCUCUCCGACCCACGCGCAGGCCUCGCUGAUGGCGGAGCACCUGUCCCCGCUGCUCCUGACCUACUACCCGCCGCUCGAGGGUAUCGUGCUGGCCUACUCCAACGUGACGAUCUCCAGCACGCCGCCCAACAGCCCGGAGUCCGCCGCGGCGGGCGCGGCCACCGAAGACCACCCGCAACCCCUCACCCUGGCGCGCACCGCCGGCGAAUACGGAGUCCUCUACGUCUACCUCACGGCGACCUUCCUGGUCUUCCGCCCGCAGCGCGGUCAGCUCCUGGAGGGGUGGGUCAACGUACAGUCGGAGGGGUUCCUGGGCGCGAUCGCCCUGAACCUCUUCUCCGUGGGUAUCGAACGGAAACGCCUCCCCUCCAACUGGAAGUGGAUUCCUCCAGGCGACGAACACGAGGACGAAUCCACCACCACCACAACCGCGAAGAAAACCCCCAACGACGAAACCAACCCAUCCACCACCAACUCAGACGACUCCGACUCGGACACCUCGGAAGCCGAUCCCAAGCCCCAAUUCGACCCGGAACUCGAACACUUCAGCCCCGUCACCCUCGCCUCCGACGCCAACCCGCUCAACCCCUCCAACUCGAACCCGGACAUCUCCACCACCAACGACCUCAACAAUACCAACGAAGACGACGAUGACGGGGCAGAGGGCUACUUCCAGUCGGUGUCGGGCCACCGCGUGCGUGGCACGAUCAAGUUCCGGGUGGUCGACAUCGACGUGAUCCCGGGCUCGGAACGGGACCGGGCGUUCAUCAGCAUCGAGGGCACGAUACUCAGUCCCGAGGAGGAAGCGCGGGUGCUGGAGGACGAGCGGAACGGGAUCCUCUCCACCGGGCUGGGCGGUAGUGGCAUGGGCACCCCGCGCCGCCAGGCGAGCGUCGACGCGCCGCCCUCGGUCUCGUUCACCGUCCCGCUCAGCACCGCUCCCGCGGAUCGGGUGGAUGAGCUCCGGGACGACGACGUCGUCGUCGUCGUCGACGAUGAUGCCAAAAAGGCCGAAGAUACUGCUGCUACACCCACAAAAACCAAGCCCAAGAAGGAGAAGAAGAGCAAGUCCUCCUCCUCCUCCGUUAAAAAGGAAAAGAAAGAGAAGAAGGAGAAGAAGUCCAAGGACUAGGUGACUUCACUCAAUGAUUGUCAUCCCGUUUGCUUCCCCUUUGCAUGUGUGUGUGUGUGAGUGGGUGUAUCCAACGAGGGGCUGCAGCAUAAUUCGUGGUAGAAAGAAAAAACGAAGGAGUCGAAUCCGAGCUCAGCGCCAUAUGCAAGCGCACCGCUUCCCUUUGGCUCCCAACGGGCCAGAGAUGGAAUCAUGUUAAUAUUGUGGUCUGUUUCUUUUUCUGUUUGCUUUCUCUGUUCACGUUAUACAUCUCAUCUGCUUGCCUUGAUGCUCACCUUUGCUGUAUCUCUUGCCCGGCGUUAGAUG
This is a messenger RNA of Aspergillus brunneoviolaceus CBS 621.78, 1817 nucleotides long. RefSeq names its product DNA-directed RNA polymerase I subunit RPA43. The transcript has a single exon. Bases 69 to 1511 code for a protein of 480 amino acids. The record is from RefSeq and is a predicted model, not a curated record. Lineage: Eukaryota; Fungi; Ascomycota; Eurotiomycetes; Eurotiales; Aspergillaceae. Gene Ontology annotation, biological process: DNA-templated transcription initiation. Gene Ontology annotation, cellular component: RNA polymerase I complex.